UCUUUCUUCUCUUUUCUUUGAUCCUUGGCCAUCCAUUUUUUAGGGGUUAUUGGCCCCCGUAGCAGCAGCAGCAGCUCGAAAGAAUGACGGAGAUGGGGAGAUGGAGAGACAUCGACAAGCUCCUCGCUCGACCUGGAAACAUAAUCUCCCCUGGCUUCGAACCCAGCCCUCAGUUGAGGGAGGAGAUUGGGGGAUUGGUUAGGGUUUUGGUGGUUGGGGCCGGUGGCCUCGGCUGCGAACUGCUCAAAGACCUGGCCCUUUCUGGGUUCAAGAACAUCGACGUCAUCGAUAUGGACACCAUCGAGGUCUCCAACCUCAACCGACAGUUUCUCUUCAGGAUUCAUGAUGUUGGGAAAUCAAAGGCUGAAGUAGCUGCGAAGCGAGUAAUGGAAAGAGUUAGUGGGGUGAAUAUAACACCUCAUUUUUGCAGGAUCGAAGACAAAGACAUAGAGUUUUACAGUGAUUUUAAUAUAAUUGUUCUUGGGCUUGAUUCUAUCGAGGCUCGGAGCUACAUAAAUUCCGUUGCUUGUAGUUUCCUAGAGUAUGAUCCUGAUGACAAUCCAGUACCUGAAACUAUCAAACCUAUGGUGGAUGGUGGAACUGAAGGUUUCAAAGGUCAUGCCAGAGUAAUUGUGCCAGGAACAACACCAUGCUUCGAGUGCAACAUUUGGCUUUUCCCCCCGCAAGUGAAGUUCCCAUUAUGCACACUUGCAGAAACACCAAGAACUGCUGCCCAUUGUAUUGAAUAUGCCCAUUUGAUCAAAUGGGAUGAGGUACAUAAUGGAAAGACCUUUGAUCCUGACGAUCCUGAGCAUAUGCAGUGGGUUUACUCGGAAGCUCUUAAAAGAGCUGAGCUCUUUGGUAUUACUGGUGUAACUUAUUCUCUUACCCAGGGUGUUGUGAAGAAUAUUAUACCUGCUAUAGCUUCUACAAACGCUAUUGUGUCUGCUGCCUGUGCUCUGGAAGCCCUAAAGCUUGUCUCUGGCUGUAGUAGAACAUUGUCCAAUUAUCUCACGUAUAAUGGUCUGGAAGGAACUCAUAUUAAAGUAACAGAUUUUAUCAGGGACAAAGAUUGCCUUGUUUGUGGACCUGGAACUCUCAUCGAGUUGGAUUCUUCUGUUACACUAUUACAGUUCAUGGAGCUACUUGGGAAACACCCUCAGCUGCGUCUUUCGAAACCAAGCAUCACACAUCGAGGAAACAAUCUCUAUAUGCAGGCUCCUCCAGUUUUAGAAGAGAUGACGAGAUCUAAUCUCCAGCUACCCCUUUUUGAUCUAAUCGACAAAGUCCCGAAAGAUACCGUGCAUGUCAGUGGAACCACUGAGAAAAAUGACAAGAGAACCACAUGCCUGAGAAAAUUACGUGUUGUCUUCAAAGAUCAGGUUAAUGGGGUCACAAGUAUGGACACCGCAGGUGCAAAUUGAGCGAAACAGAUCCCGACAUUUGAAUGUCAGCGGUACAAAAUAGCAAAUUUGAAUGUCAGCGGCACAAAAUAGCCCUUUCGUUGUGUUGCACAUUAAACAUUGGAAUAUUUGGAACAAUUGUGUGGGAGAGAUUUUGUAAGGCUGUGACAGUGACACACCAAGCGGUGGGGAUGAUUUUGACAUUACAAAGAGGCCAUUCUUAUGCUCUUAACAGCAUGUCUUAAGAAAUUUUACUAUUCAAUA
Molecule: messenger RNA, 1667 nt
Organism: Asparagus officinalis (garden asparagus)
Lineage: Eukaryota; Viridiplantae; Streptophyta; Magnoliopsida; Asparagales; Asparagaceae
Product: NEDD8-activating enzyme E1 catalytic subunit
Exons: 9
Coding region: 84-1424 (446 amino acids)
Biological process (GO): protein neddylation
Cellular component (GO): nucleus; cytoplasm
Molecular function (GO): NEDD8 activating enzyme activity
Source: RefSeq, a predicted model, not a curated record